Molecule: messenger RNA, 171 nt
Organism: Cryphonectria parasitica EP155
Lineage: Eukaryota; Fungi; Ascomycota; Sordariomycetes; Diaporthales; Cryphonectriaceae
Exons: 1
Source: RefSeq, a predicted model, not a curated record
AAGAUGGAGGCUCCUGCGCCCUACGGUGGAGAACGCCACACUCUCCAGGCCUUCUUGACCCAAUGCAAAGCCUACUUCCACCACGAGGAAAAGAAGUUCCCGAAGGAAGCCGAUAAGGUCAUCUUCGCUGGAACCAGACUUAAGGGAGACGCGCUCACUUGGUUCGAGCCU